AUGGCGGAGUUGGAUGACUUAUUUCUCACGGAUCAAUAUGUAGGCCCGGAGCGACUUACCGAUCUGUGCUACAAGCUCAUCUGCGAAAACCUCGACAUCAUCUCGGUAAAAGGGAAACGGGGCCAUCGCAUACUACGGAAGGGGAUAACCUUCCCGAGCGAGAUAUGCGACAAGAUUAUCGAGUAUGCGCAGCGCAGUGAGGCGACUGAGGAUGACGACUGCUUUUUCUCGAUCUUCAAGAACCAGACAGCGACCCGGCUCAAACGCGUCAAGAUCUCUAACUGCAGUCUGACCGACAGCUCAGUGCAGACUCUCGUCAAUCACAAGCUCCAUGAACUCGAACUCACUGACUGCAGCAAUGUGACAAGCCUUUGCAUUGAGCACAUCAAUGCCAAUUCGGAGAAUUUGCAUAGUUUAGCGUUUCAUGGAGCCUCGACGAUUAUACCUCCUAAUUUGGACGGCUCCUGUUCGUCCGUCAAUUACUACGAACGAGAAUCUGUUUUCAAAACACCGAAGUUGAAACGUCUGGCAUUGGCAUACGUUUUAAUACCUUCGCAACAAUAUUUUCAUCUUCUAGCGGGAUUAACGAAUCUAACGCAUCUGGACUUAUCUGAGUGUUGUAACAUUGACACUUUCGCAUUUUACUCUCUGGUACCGAAUUUAAUAUCCUUAACUUUGUACAACGUUAAACUUAAUGUCGACCCGAAAUCUUUCGUUAAGAACAUCUGUCAGUUGAAGAAUUUAAGGCACUUGGAUAUUUCCCAAUUUAAUCAUAAAUACGGACAUUUUAAGCAUCCUAAUAAGAUCCUGUCUGAACUGGUGAAUGGUCUACCUCAGUUGGUCUCUCUAGAUAUCGGCGGUACGAACCUUGCGGGAACAGGUGUAGCCGAACGUCCGCCGAAUAUCGAUUUAGAUAUGGAUAUGGAUAUCGAAGAUAGCAAUUUUGUGCAGUUGUCCGAUAUACCAGGACUUGCAUGUAGGAUAUAUAGGCCGUUACAAUUUUUAGGACUUUACGGGACUGCGCAUGGUGCUUGUAGAAGACAUGACAUACCAGCAAAAGUGGUGGCUGGUGAUGCAACUGAGGAUCAAAUAUUAAUCGCAGCCCGCGUUUGUAUGGACAAUAAGCAAGAAUUACUGCAGAAAGUAUUGAGCGACUUAUACCAUGUAUUUAGAUAUGAAAAUUGUCAAAGAAUGGAUCAGGCGCUAUGUACCGUCUUGGAAGCAAUGGAGAAGCAUCCAGCUCAGAAGCACAUACAGAUAUCGGGCAGCGCCACAUUAUUUUACAUAGUAAAGAUGAAGGAAAAGGGAGAAUUAGUAGCGCGAAUGAAGAGAAGAAUUAUCAGUACUCUCCUUGCUGGUAUGAGCACACACAGAGACGAGGAGACUAUGAUGCGGAAUGGUUGUUUGGCAUUGUGUCAAUUCCGCAUACCACAUGAUGUGAUGUCGAAUUAUGAAACUCUUGUAAAAGUGCUUCUACAUUCAGCUAAACAUUCGGAGCCGGAAAGUUUUGUUCAGAGAAUCGGCAUAUAUCUCUUAAACUCUUUGGCUUGUCAAGUAGAAGGUAAAGAGAAAAAAUUACUUGGCAAGCUAGGUUGUGUUAAGACUAUGUUAGAAUUGGUGGAGUAUCGGGUGGAGACAAGUACAUUCGACGAUGUAUUAGAAGUCGCGUGGUCGACCAUGUGGAACAUGACCGAUGAAACGUCCAUAAAUUGCCAACGAUUUUUAGAUGAGAAAGGCAUGGCACUUUUUCUCAAAUGUGUAGAGCAAUAUCCGCAAAGAGAAGAAUUGUUGAGAAAUAUGAUGGGUUUACUUGGGAAUGUAGCAGAAGUCGAUUAUCUUCGAAUCCAUCUUAUGCAGGAACGAUAUGUGACCGUUUUUGCCGAUCUGUUGCGCUCCAACAACGAUGGAAUUGAGGUUCCAUACAAUGCCGCUGGUAUAUUGGCACAUAUGGCAUCUGAUGGUAUUGACGCUUGGACAAUAGAAAAGCCAACUCGUAAAGAUGUUCUUAAAUAUAUGGUGCAAGCGAUUGAAAGUUGGGAUUUAAGUUCAGAACGUAAUAUCAAUUAUCGCUCAUUUGGGCCGUUAUUGCGCCUGCUAGAUAUAUAUCACACUCCUCCAUGUCAACAUUGGGCUGUUUGGGCUCUGGCUAAUCUCACCAAAGUAUACUCAUUUAAAUACUGUGCAUUGGUAGUAAAAGAAGGAGGAUUGGAAAAACUGCAAAUGGUGAUAAAAGAUUCUAGACCAUACGAACGUAUAAAAGAACUCGCAAACUUGGUGAUCGAAAAUUGCUGUCAAUACGAGAGUCAUUCCGACGACGGAAAUGUUUCUCAUUCCGCCUUAGACGCGGAAUACAGUCUGGAUGGCUAAAAGAUUUUAGUAACAUCACAUGGCAUAUAUACAUAUAUAUGUGUGUGUGUGUAUAUAUAUAUGUAUGUAUGUAUAACUUAUAUCGUCUCAUUAGACAAAACAAAUUAUUAUUAGUAUAAUUUGGAUGAAUAAUAACGAAGGAAUAAUUAUAUGAACGAGCGAGAUUAAACAUGAGCGUGUUAUACGUAUUAACUUGAUGAUAAAUAGGUUUGUUCUUUGUACUUGUACUAUAUUAUACUUACUUUCUUCACAACUAUGUUCUGUCACUUUUUGCACUUAAAAUGCCAUAAAUAUAUAAUUAAACGAAGAGAAAAAGAGUAAUGAUGAGAAGUACAAAAAGUUUAAUUACAAAGAACAAAUCUAUUUUUUUUUUUUUUUUUCGAUAAAAAAGUGGAGAGAAACGGAUGCUCAAUAUUAUAAUUAUAAAGGUUGUGUAUGCGUGCGUAUGUGCGUAUGUGUGUAAUUUGUAUACGCUCAUGUGCGUAUGAAGAAUGCGAAAUAUUUUGAAGCGACUAUUAUCUGCAAAUAUUCAUCUUAUAUAUUAUUGCUGAUAAUUAAUGGUUGACUGUAAAUUUUUUAUUCAAUCGAAAUACAUACGGUGUCACAAAUGUUUUGCCAUAAAAUCAUUUUGAGCGUAUUCGGACAGAUACGCCUGUAGAUAUUUGUACAUCGUGAUUGCCGAUUGUUGAUUUAAAAAAAGAAUUAAGAAUUAAAUUUUUAUUGAUUUAAGAACGGACUGAAUAUGAGCUGUUAUUUAUUUUUAAUUUUGCGUGUUUACUGUUUAUGCAUGUGAAACACAAAUGCUAAACUCGGAUAGAAUUUUCAAUGAUGCAUUUGUUACGCUGUGUGUAUGUAUGUACAUAUUACGCUUUUAAUAUAUAGGGUGUUCGGAAACAGAUGGGUAACAUUUUAAAACUGAUUCUAGAUGAUCAAAUAAAACAAAAAUUAUAAUAAGAAAUUUUGGCUAUGUUAGUUUUACUAACCAAAUUGACCUAUGUGCAUGCAUUUUUUGUAUGAAAUUGUUUCGAUGCGUUAUUGUCUACACUUAAUUGUGGCAAAGAAUUUAUAAAAAAGUCUGUAUGAUCAACAAAAAGAUUAUAAAAAAUAUUACGUUUGAUCGGAAAAAUAGACCUUUCACAUCUCUUCUUGAGGCUUCAUUUUUUUAAUUAUAAUGUCUAAAUAUUCAUGUACUCUUUCACUUUUGGCAUUUUUUAUGUGAGUAUUUAUAAAUUUAUAAUUAAAAAACGAAGCCUUGAUCACAAUUUAUGUUUGCUGUUUAUUUUCUUAUUUUAUCAAAUGGAAUCACUCCUUAAAUUUUCUCCCCCUUCCCCUCUAUUGCCGAACACCCUACAUAGUUGAGUCUCCAUAUUCUAAAUAUUCUCUUAAUUGGCUGAAUUUUUGAAAAUAAUUAGUGAAACUGUGAAGGACCGUAGAGAGUUGUGGUAAGAGGGAUAAAGGAGAGGGUAAAAUUGGGGUUUUUUGUUCUAAUGAAUUAAAAAUAAAAAGGUUCAACUAUAAAAAAGCGAAAAUAAGUAAUCGCUAAGGCUGGUAUGCUUAUUAUACUUGACUUUAACUAAUCGUAUUGAUUUUCGUAUGAUAUGUGGAUGUUUGUUUCAGUCUUUCUUUUCUCUUCUUUGCUUCUCCCUUUCUUGUAGAUAGUAUGCAGCAUAGAUAAUUUGUUCUAUUCGUAUUAUACUAGAAUUUUUUUUAACACACCAAGGAAGUGACAGGCUUAGAAGAAUUAUGCGUGUAUAUAGGAUUAGGAAGAACCAAUAUAUUAGAUUUAAAUGUUUUGUAUGUUAUCGUUAUAAUUGCUAUUAAAGUCCCCUGAGGAAAAUUAACUUCAUCGAUUAAGCCUCCAUACGGUCAACAAAUUUUCAGAAUUGUCUUUUCAUAGAUUCUUGUUCGGCAACAAGAAUGCACGCAGAAAUAUUACAGCGGUUGUUAUUAGCGCCAACAUAACAUGUGACGAUAUAAUCAUGUAAUACAUCAGUGCAUACCCGGUUUGUUCAAUGUAUAAUAUAGUAUUAUUUAAAAUCUUAAUAA
Monomorium pharaonis (pharaoh ant) is the source of this 4413-nucleotide messenger RNA. Its product is annotated as protein zer-1 homolog. The record is from RefSeq and is a predicted model, not a curated record. The coding region runs from base 1 to 2367 and encodes 788 amino acids. The transcript has 9 exons. NCBI's taxonomy places the organism in Eukaryota, Metazoa, Arthropoda, Insecta, Hymenoptera, Formicidae. Gene Ontology annotation, cellular component: Cul2-RING ubiquitin ligase complex.